Molecule: messenger RNA, 5482 nt
Organism: Candoia aspera
Lineage: Eukaryota; Metazoa; Chordata; Lepidosauria; Squamata; Candoiidae
Gene: PLCD3
Product: phospholipase C delta 3
Exons: 16
Coding region: 113-2470 (785 amino acids)
Biological process (GO): lipid metabolic process; phosphatidylinositol-mediated signaling; release of sequestered calcium ion into cytosol
Molecular function (GO): phosphatidylinositol-4,5-bisphosphate phospholipase C activity; calcium ion binding
Source: RefSeq, a predicted model, not a curated record
GCCGGGCGAGCAGGACUCUGGGGUAGGGCUGCCCCGAAAGUGGGGCGACAAGACGCUAAAAGGAGCCCCCUCAGCCCCAAACCGGGGUGUGGGGGAGCUGGUAAGAUCAGCCAUGUUUUGCGGAAAAUUUAAAAAGUCCCGCUUGGAAAGCUGCCACCGCCACCAGCAGCAACAAAUUUCUGCCCAUCAUCACGGAGGAGCUGCCAAAUCCUCGGGGCACCGCGCGUUCAAAAAAUUGGGCUUGACAGAUGAUGAAGAUAUUAAGGUGAUGCUUCAGGGGACCUUCUUCUGGAAAGUCAAGACAUAUCAGCCCCAGAAACAAAGGCUCUACCGGCUUCUUGAAGAUGGGAUGUCCAUCUGGUUUGAGACUCGUUUUAAAAAGGCUCACUCCAAACAUAUUUUCUCUGUCCUACACGUUGAAGGUGUACGUGAAGGUUAUCAGUCUGAGGGGCUUCGGAAAUUUGGUGGUUCUUUUGCGGAAGAGCAGUGCUUCACUAUUGUCUUCAGGGGGAAACGGAAAAAUCUGGAUCUGGCUGCCCGGACUGGGACUGAAGCCCAGCACUGGGUGAGAGGACUCACAAAACUGAUGGCCAGAUGUGAAGCCAUGAGCCAGCGAGAAAAGCUUGAGCACUGGAUCCAUGGCAUCUUACACCAGGCUGACAAGAACAAAGACAAUAAGAUGAGUUUCAAAGAGAUCAAAAACAUGUUGCGCAUAGUAAACAUAGAUAUGAAUGACAUCUAUGCCUACCGGCUCUUCAAGGAGUGUGACAAAUCAAAUAAUGACCGCUUGGAGGAAUAUGAGAUUGAAGAAUUCUGUACACGGCUAAUGAAACGGCCUGAACUGGAGGACAUCUUCAACCAAUACUCUGGCGAGGACUGUGUCCUUUCUGCUGAGGAACUGCAGGAAUUUCUUCAUAACCAGGGUGAAGAAGCAGGCUGGCAGCAAGCUCAUCAUAUCAUCCAGACAUAUGAACUCAAUGAGAAAGCCAGGCAACACAACCUCAUGAUGCUGGAUGGUUUCACAAUGUACCUACUAUCUUCAGCGGGAGACAUCCUCAACCAGGCCCACACUGGGAUCUAUCAGGACAUGAGCCAGCCUCUGUGCCAUUACUUCAUCUCCUCUUCCCAUAAUACCUACCUAACAGACAAUCAGAUUGGAGGGGCCAGUAGCACUGAGGCUUAUGUCCGGGCAUUGAUGAAAGGGUGCCGAUGUGUGGAGCUUGACUGCUGGGAAGGUUCUAAUGGAGAACCUAUUAUCUACCAUGGCCAUACCCUCACCUCCAAGAUCCUCUUCCGGGAUGUAAUUGAAAGUAUCCGGGACCAUGCCUUCAAGCACUCUUCCUAUCCUUUGAUUCUCUCUCUGGAAAACCACUGUGGCCUGGAACAGCAGUCUACAAUGGCCCAUCACCUGAAGACUAUUCUAGGGGACAUGCUGUUGAUCCAACCACUGGAUGGAGACCUGUCUAAGCAACUGCCAUCACCAGAGCAAUUGAAGGGGAAGAUAUUAGUGAAGGGGAAAAAACUACCAGAGGACAAGACUGAUCCAAGAGUGAGCUUGAUCUCCAACCCUGAGGAGGAAAUGCAGGAGGAAGAGGACCAGAGGUCUACAUUUUCUUUUCAGGAAAUCAGACCUUUGCAGGCAAAAGAUGCAGUGCAGAUUUCCCAGGAACUUUCUGAUGUGGUUGUAUAUUGCCAGGCUGUCCCAUUCCAAAGCCUGUCUAAUGCCCUGCUCCAUCAGAAGUCUGAAGAGAUGUCGUCAUUCAGUGAACGGAAAGCCAGGAAGAUGAUUAAAGAUUCAGGAAACCUUUUCAUCCGAUACAACACCCAGCAUCUCAGCCGUAUCUACCCACUGGGUCUGAAGAUGAACUCCUCCAACUACAACCCUCAAGAGAUGUGGAAUGCAGGCUGCCAGAUUGUGGCACUGAAUUUCCAGACACCGGGUGCUGAGAUGGAUUUGAAUGAUGGGCGCUUUUUGGUGAAUGGCCGCUGUGGCUAUGUGCUGAAACCUGCAUUCUUACGCAAUAACCAGAGUACCUUUGACCCCAAGGUCCCCAUUCGUAGGAGUGGCCAGCACCCCAUUACCCUCACCAUCAAGGUGAUUACAGCUCAGCAACUCCCCAAACUAAAUAAAGAGAAGAGUUCUUCCAUUGUCGACCCUUUUGUACGGAUUGAGAUUCAUGGGAUUCCUGCAGACUGCUGCAAGAAACAAACUGAAUACCGGUUAAAUAAUGGAUUCAAUCCGUGCUGGGAUGAGACGUUGAUGUUUCAGGUACAGGUUCCAGACCUGGCACUGGUGCGCUUUGUAGUAGAGGAUUAUGACACAACUUCCUCCAAUGAUUUUGUGGGACAGUUUACGUUGCCUUUGUCCAGCCUCAGGGAAGGCUACCGGCAUAUCCAUCUGCUUUCCAGGGAUGGUACAUCCCUAUCUCCAGCUACACUUUUUGUACACAUCAGAUGCAGGAAGAUCUGAAAGCUGCAAUAAAGGUUUGAAAAAUGUGGAAGUGGAUUAAUGAGAACGUCCAGUCAGCUCUCAGAAGAAUGGAUGAGUAGCUGUGGUAAUUCUGGGUGCCACCUGCAGAUAAGGUUGGAGUCACACAGAAGAAUCAGAAUGUCAUAGCCAGAAGAUCCAGGCUGAGACAGGGGCGUGAUGUCAGUCCUCACUUGAAUAUUCCAGUUAUUGCAUUAGGGUCAGAUUUUAAGAUUCUUUGUGCAGUUGAAGCUAAAAGCUAAGUAAUCUACAGACUCCUAGAAUGCUUUCCUAGACAGGAUUUUAAGUUUGACAAAAUGUUCCACCUCAUCCUCUUCUUUGCAGUGGCCUGCAGAAAGAACACACUGGGGUAGGGAUUUUCUUGUUUUAUUUCUUUGAUAGUCACAACACAAGAAGCCCAGUGAAAAGAUGUAUUAACGUAUCUUGCAUGCUUGGAUAUGUCCACCGAAAUCUAAGGAAGACUGUGAAAAGGGACAGAUGGACUUGUGACCAAGACUAGUGAGCGAAAGUGGUGCGACCUUUGUAGUAAGGGCCUAAGUGCAUGGAAAUGUGACCCACAAAUUGAACUGAGGAAUUUGAGCUAGCCGAAUUGUAGCAAAAAUGAUUUGGACUCUGAUUGAAUAUAUGCACUUUGACAGCCUGGUACAGUGAAUGGGCACGAAAUUGGAUCUUUAUUUAUUAAGGAAAUAAGCUACUUCAUCUAGCACAUAACUUAAAUCAUUUCAAAGAUUGUGUUUCAGAUAAUGAACAACAGGUGGAAAUUUUAAGAUAGAAGAUUGUAGAUUUUAAUCACACGUCCAGGAGUAUCAUACAUAUAAUAUGAAAAUCCUGCACCAGCUACUUGGUUAGCUUCUCCUUACAGGUCUGAGACAAUUUUAAUGAGAUUUGAAUACUAAUUCUCUUGAAGGAGCUUGACAAAAUUAGUAUUAAGUAGUUUUUCAAAGCAUAUAUAUUUUUAUGAUUUUCUGGGUGAACACUAGUAAUUAUUUUUAGGUACAUUUAGAUAUAACACAUAGAUUGGUAUGAGGAAAAUGUGUGUACUCCUACACAUUCUCAGACCCAUUUGUGGUAGAAAUGUACUUUUAGAAGCUAGAUUCCAAGCACUGUGUUCUUCUUCCCUUAGAACUCUUCGUUGUGAGCUGUAAAAAACCACCAGGCCUGAAGGAUGAAAUUGGGUUUUUUGUAUAAUGUUUCUCUUGGUUAAUUUGAAACAAUAUAUAGCUUUACAGCAUUUAGUCUUUCAGGACAAAUUAAAAGCAGCUGUUGGCAGCUAGUGGCUGUUUUGGCUAGUGCUAGUUAGACUAUCACUCACAAUGCAUCUCAAAGGAUUUUACACUACAAUCCUACAUGAUCCUACUCUACUGGGAGCCACUGAGUUAAUCACUGCCUCUCCACACUACCUUUCACAUGAUUGUUCUUGUAAGGAUAAAGUGUGGGAAGACUCCCCACAUAUGCUGCUGUGAGUUGCUAGAGGAAAGGCAGGCUGUAACAAUAUAUAAUAAUUUAGUGAGGUUUUCUUCCAAGUAAGCAGUUACAAGGAUAUAGCCUUAAUUGAGCUUUUUAUUUCUCACCACUUACUGCAGCUGGGAUUAGAUGGAAAAUAAAUCCAUUGGAAAUAUAUAGUAUGUGCUCUAUGCUUGGGUUAUUGACCAUAGCUUCACAGCAAAUAUUAAGGUGCCAUAAAAAGAAACAGUAAGGACUCAUUUGCUAUAUUUUUUCAAAGCAUUUUGACUAGUGCGUCUCGUAAAAUAGCCUAUAUUUAAUUUGCAAUAGUUUCUUGAAAGAGUUUGUUCACCAUUUGUAUUGUACUGAUUAAGCAACUUCAGAACAUUUAGUAGCUUUUAUCAUUCAACCUAAUUCUUCUUAUGACUGUUCAACCUCAACACAAAUGGGGGGCAAGACAUUUCCCAGGCAUACAAGAAGAAGCCAACUGAAUCUGAGAGUUGAGUUUGAGUAACAACUUACAUAGAAACAUGAAGGGCAUGUAAUGAUGUUAGUAGUACUUACGAACAUUUACAACGAGGCUGCAAGGUAAAACUAGGCUGUGGAACUGGUCCAAGCCUAUUAUUAGACAAGGUCAAAUUUCCUUUAUGGAUAUACUUUGGGCUGCUAUUAGAAGUGUGAAGCUCAGGUUUCCACAUUUUUCUCUGAUAGUAUCUGUUAAAAUAAAAAAACGGGCAUGUCCUUACUUUGUGGAACAGAGGGAAGGAAAGAUGGCUAAGAUGGUAAUCUCUAAUCAUGCAACAAGUACUUCAGUCUCUUUGCUUGGCAACAUUAUAGGAUGCAAAAGACAUAGGGCAGGGGGGUUUGAAUACCAGCUACACACAGCCUGUACUAUGGAAAGCUUUUAUUCCAAUUUUCAAAAAUUGGUCUAAAUUGGCCUCCCACCCAAGCAGGAUUGGCCUUGAGCCAAAUCCCAAAUUCACUGUAAUUCAGUGUAGUAUGGCCAAACACUCUAUCUCAGCUUACCUUCCUUGGAGACAAGUAAGGUUCAUAUGUGGGUGGAGAAGAAGCAAACGAUCCAUGUUUCUUGAGCGUUUCAGAGGAAAACGGAUUGUAAGUGUGGAAAUUAAUAAAAAGGAAUGUGCUUCUCAGGACAUUUCUAGAAUUUCCUCUACAAUAAAUUGUGAUGAUGUGAUCAAAGGGAUAAAUUUCAGAAAUGGAUUUAGAUAGUUGAAACCAUAGGACAUGAUGAAGCCCAUUAUAUUUAAUUCUGUAUGUUCUGCAAUAUUUAGCACUAGACAAUUUUAAGUUCACUUUUGAGUUUAGCACUUUUUUUUUUGCUGGAGCCUCUUUAAACUGAGUGCAGUUUACAAAUCCAGACCUGACAUCUUCAUACACAGAAGUUUCUAAGCAGCACUGACAUGUGUUCAUCUUUCCACCCCCGUCUCCUCUCCAAGGGAAAAAAAAGACCCCCAUGAACCUAAGCACCUUCUAGAAUUUGAUUUUGUAACUGUCUAUAUAUUAAAGAGACUGGUUUGUAAUGUAUGGAAU